Drosophila hydei is the source of this 2091-nucleotide messenger RNA. RefSeq names its product transmembrane protein 165. Gene Ontology annotation, molecular function: manganese ion transmembrane transporter activity; calcium ion transmembrane transporter activity. The record is from RefSeq and is a predicted model, not a curated record. The transcript is spliced from 7 exons. NCBI's taxonomy places the organism in Eukaryota, Metazoa, Arthropoda, Insecta, Diptera, Drosophilidae. Gene Ontology annotation, biological process: calcium ion transmembrane transport; Golgi calcium ion homeostasis; manganese ion transmembrane transport. The coding region runs from base 188 to 1720 and encodes 510 amino acids. Gene Ontology annotation, cellular component: Golgi apparatus.
UAUCGAAAAAUUGUUUAUGUUGUUAGUGCUGCAAUUAAUACCCAUUUAAAAAAUUGUAUAAAUAAACGAGUGGAAGGAUUGGAUACAGUACCAAGCCGGACGCAACGGAUACGUUGAACACAAAUAAAUUUGCAUGCAGCUGGAGUAGAAUAUUCAACCAACUACAGGCUGACAAACACUCACAAAGAUGUCACAAAAUCAAUCAUAUUUCUGGCAAACGACCAGACAUAAUGUAUAUCUAAAGCGCUCCGCCAAAUGGCAUAUGGCAAUGGCCUUGAUGGUGGUGCUUACAUUCUCGACCAUAUGUGCGGCCGAAUCAAAUCCAGAUGGCGAUGAGAAUGCCAUAAUUGCCGACAUUCAGCAGAAUGUGGAACAACAAUCGAUAGUUAAAUUGGGCACGGAAUCAGUUGGAUUACUAGAGAAAAAUCUUGAGUUGGAACCGGAAAAGGAGAAGAAAGUGAAGGGCAGUUUUAUCGAUGCGUUUACCGCAUCGAUCUCUGUUAUAUUAUUAACAGAGCUAGGUGAUAAGACUUUCUUUAUUGCUGCCAUAAUGGCAAUGCGCCAUCCUCGUUUGAUUGUCUUCUUCGGUGCUAUAACCGCAUUGGCGCUUAUGACGGUUCUCUCGUGCGUAUUUGGCAUGGCAGCAAACUUUAUUCCUAAGAUUUAUACGUAUUAUAUAUCUACUGCAUUAUUUUUAAUAUUUGGUCUAAAAAUGUUGUUUGAUGGCUACAAAAUGAAACCAACCGAUGCCCAAGAGGAGCUCGAGGAGGUGCAAAGCGAUUUGCGUAAGCGCGAAGAUGAGCUAAUGCGCAAGUUGGAUGAUGCGGAAGCGAAGCGUAAGAAUAGCAACUCGGACAAGGAGGAUGCCAGCGAACAGGCGCUCAUACAUGGACGCAAGGCGAGCUUGUUGCCGAAGUCGAAGUCGGGCAACAGCUCCGAGAUGCAGCACCGCCAGCGUAAACCCACCAAUGCCAACAACAACAACAACAAUAACAAUACUACCAGUAACUCAACUAGUGAUAAGCAAACGAGCUGUGAUAAGACUGGCAACGAUGUGGACUAUCACAACACCGAGGUGCUGCUCAAGGAUGGGGGACGUGUUGUCGAACAGCUGAAAAUGACAACGUUCCACAAUAGCCCCACGCACUCGGGAUCGACAGCCUCAUCGAACCAGACCGAACAAACCCAUUGUGAUUACCCCCGUAACAACAAGAAUCCCACUGCUUCCGUUGACCCCGAUUCGGAACUGGACUCGGCUGAGCCGCGUGCUCCACUAGCAGGCCACGAAAGCAUCUACAGCUUCAAUGAGGCCGCUGACAGCGAGGAGAGCGCGCUUAAAGCACGGCUGGAUCGUGAUGUUAACACUGCGCUGGUGCACGAUGCGGAGAGCGGACGUCGCAGCAAGGUGCAACGCAGAGGCGCCACCUAUUUUACUAUGCGCAUCUUUGCCCAAGCCUUUACGAUGACCUUUCUUGCCGAAUGGGGCGAUCGUUCGCAAUUGACAACUAUCAUUCUGGCUGCUAGCAAGGACGUCUAUGGCGUGAUUGUUGGCGGCAUUCUUGGCCACUGCAUUUGCACUGGUUUGGCUGUGAUUGGUGGUCGCCUGGUGGCCUCCAAAAUCUCGGUGCGCACUGUCACCAUUGUGGGUGGCAUUGUGUUCAUUGGCUUUGCGAUUUAUGCGGUGCUGAUGCCGCCCGAUGAUCUAGUAACCAAUAACUAAUAAUCCAUAUUAGCCUGUUGUUUGUUGAUGACUCCCCCACUUCCCAUAACAAAAGGAUACAUGAAUUUAAGCUGUAGUUUUCGAGGAGCAGGCAUUAUUUCUGUUCAUUUUGUAAAUUAAUGCACUUUAUAGCGAAAGAGAGAGAGAGAGAAAAGGAGAGAGGGAGAACGAGAACGGAUGGAGAGAGCGCCGCUAGCUAACCUAAAGUGCCUUCAGUGCUUUUCGCUUUAGCCAUGACAAACAAAUUUAGUUGCAAAAAAAAGUGUAUCAAUUUUUCUGUUAGAACCAAUUAACCAAUUUGUAAUUUCAUUGCUUUAAGUAUUAAAGUUUUCCUUUGUACAUACGCGUGCUUGUUAACUAUGUUGCCAAAG